UAGUAAACAUACGAUCUUUGGCAGCGGAAAAGGGCAGCAGGUGCAGCAGGAAGUAGCGUCCACCAGCCCAGCCUUGAAUAGAACAAGCUAACGGCGUUUAAUUGCCACAAUCUGCUACACAAAACCAAGAAAGUGAAGGCCACAGGUAAUAUUGUUUCGUGUCUUGAGCUGAAAUGAGUGCUGCUGUACCCAACCAUCGAAGGACCAAGCCCGGCGGAAUAAAGCCUGGGGCUGCCAACAGUGGCGUCACUGGACCGACCUCCCAGAUCCCCGGUUUGUCCCAGACUGCUGACAAAACCUCUCCAGUGGAGAGGAUCAGCGGACGACGAGUUGGGAUCUUCGAGACGGACUCAGACUACGUCAAGCUCGCUAAGGGAGGAGGACAUAAAGGGCUGUUGAGUCAUGAUGUUGAUGCCGACGAUCAGCCGAAGAAAACCUACAAUCCACCCAACUGGUUUGGAGGUGAUGAGUCAAAGAGCGGCAGCAAAGCAACGUCUCCUGACAGCCAGAUGAAGACGGGCCUGCAGCCUCUGGCUGCUCCGUUUGGCACCGAUAACGGUUCGUCUUGGGAAAGAGAGACUGAUAUAUUUUCCCAUGAUAAAAAUAAGCAGAUGUCUCCUGAUGAAGCCGCUGGUCAGAUGGAAGGUCUGUCUGUAACCAACAAAUACAAGAGAACGUCUUACGAUAAGAAAGCUCCACCGGUCAGCAUGUCCAAGCUGCUGAGUCAUGGAUAUGUGGAGGAAAAGAAGAAGUCUCCCAAUGACGAUGAUGCCUCAAGUGUGACCUCAGAACAGACCAGCACCGUCGCAACGGAGGACGUGGACGACCUGGAGUAGAGCUUAAAGUUCUGGUCUGGAGGGAACGAGGCGCCCUCUAACUGUGGUUCAUGGUGUCACAAAUCCACGAACACGCCCCUCGGAUUCACUCGCAUUUAUUGUACAUCCACUGACUGUUAGGUUUUGUACUCAUGUUUAUGCAAUGGUACCGUCCUCUCUAUUUAUUUUCGCUUUAAUUUGUAAAAACAUGGAUUUAGUUCUCUGGUAGACAUGUCGCGGUAUUUUUCAUUUCUGUGUUUCUCGAUUUGAAAGACGACUCGUGUGCAGGGCUGGAAACUAGCAUUAAACCACAGAAGCUGAUUUGAUUUGCAGCCUAAAAGUCUGCGUUCGGCUGGUGGCUGCUGUUAGUUUCCCUCCCUGGUUGUAUGAAGAUCGAGUUUGUGAAGUUUUAAAGUGUUCGUGCUAAUUAUAAAUUGUGGUUCCAGUGACGUGAAAUAUUACUCUGUUUCGACCAAGGGCUCCUGCUGUCUGAAGGGAUGUUGGAGGUUUGAGCAUUUUCAGCUGCGGGGGGGCGGAUGCGACCAAACCAUACGGUGAAUUAGUUCGGUUAAAAAGGGCCAAAAAAAACGAUUUAGCUUGCUGCUCUGCAAAAGGUUGCUUCUUUCAAUGAUCUGAGAAACUUGCAGAUGAGGUGUCAGUUUUAACCUACAGACAUGUUCAAAAUGGAUUCUAAUUGAAACGUAAAAGGAAAAACAAGCAAAAAACUAGUGCAAUCAAGUGCGACAGUGCCAAUAAACAUCCUGAUUGUGCAUCUAAAUUUGUUUAAAAACCUUCAGUGUUAAGUUAAUCCGUCCUCCUUCCACCAAAUAACACAAAUCUCACACCUGGAACGGUUUCCUUCUGCAGGCCGACGAGCUGAAAUCCAAUUCCGCUGUAAUUCCCUGUGAAGAUGAAGGCAGACGAGUUUUUAAAAACGUGAGUUCUGAACAUGCCAACCAAGCAGUUUGUCCCUGCUAACGCAGUGUUUUUUGACUUUGUAGACGUCAGUAGGAGAAGUUAGUGUUAGUGCACAGCCUGGUCACGCCGAAGCCUCCAUCUUAUGACGCGCAUUCAUCGAUAGAAUGGGAGUUUGUUACAGUUAAAUAAGAGGAACAGUUGCCGCUGCAGCGUUUUGGCACAAUUCAUGUUCAUUAAAGUAGUUAAAAUAGACAUAGAAAGUGAAAAAAACAUUCUCUAGUAGUAAAUAAAACAAGUUGACAAGUUAAAUAUGAUGCUUUUUGACAUUAAUUCUUAAGUUAAAUGCAUUAGACUGUCAGUAAAAAAAAAAAAACUUGAAUAAAUUACAGUCAAGCCCUAAAUUAUUCAUGCCGGAACUAAAUUUUUUAUUCAUCAAGAUGUUUUUUUUCUGGCUGGAAAUGACAUAGACAAGAGACAACAGACAAUAAAACACUGUCAGCGAUGGUUGUGACAGAUUUGUAAGUAUUUUUAAGUCAAUUUUUGCUGGAAAUGCCAUGUGGAAAAUGAUUCAAACUGCUUGAAAUUGGUGCAGAAUUUUGAGAAAAGGCAUCAUCUACAAGUAAAUAACUAGAGAACUACUGCAUCGAACGCUGUAGCAAAUGCUGGAACUCACCAGAAUCCUAUUAAAGCUGCAUUUUCUUUAAAAUUUGCACCGUUUCCAAGGAGUAUGACUAAUUUUUUUUACAUUUUUGUGGGGGUAAAAAUGUCAAACACAGAAAUAGUUCAAAUUCAGUGUUUCCAAAUGAAACCUGUUGGUCAAAUAAGAAUUUACAAUACAUUCUUGAACAGAGUGAGAAGUUAUUGUUUCCAAAAUUAUUCCUACUGCUUGAAAAUGGUGCAGAUUUGUGAGAAAAUGCAUCGUCUUCAACUUCUCGACUGUUCAUAGGUUACUGGAACAUGUUAGAAAUCACCGGAACCUCUUGUCCUGCUGCUGGAGCUGCGUUUUCUUAAUCAUUUGCAACAAUUUCAAGGAGUAUGGCUAAUUUAGUAAAAAUAUUUUGAUGGUAGAAAUGUCAAACACAUAAAUAGCUCAAAUUUGGUGUUUCCAACUGCACUGUUUCGCUUGUUUUGUCAUUUACUGAGAGUUUCCAAAAUUAUUCGUACCCCUUGAAACUGGUGCAAAUCUGUGAGAAAAAGCAUCUUCUUCCACUCCUUACCUGUACUUAGUUUAUUAGAACAUGUUAGAAAAUCACCAGAGCCACUUGUCCUGGUAGUGGAGCUGCAUUUUCUUAAGCAUUUGCACCAGUUUCAAGAAGUAUGUCUACUUUUUUUGCCUGUUUUUUUGAGGAAAAAGUGCAGAAAAGUUGAAACAUCUCAGUAUGUACCAUCUGUUCUUACUUAUUUGUAUCAUUUCCAGCCAGAAGAAACCUGUUUGUCAAAUACAAAUUCACUUUAACGCAAGGUGUACCACGACUCUGAUUACAUUUAGGCUUCACUGUAGAUGAAAAGGCGAAGGAAAUGAGUUUGAAAGUUGCACCCAAACAACAGCAGACAUUGAAAUAUGGCUGCAACAUCACUUCUGUCAGGUAAAAGUUUCCUGUGACGUUUGACAGAUGGUUCGGCCUCGAGUCGUUUAAUAGUUUUAAUUUUUUAGAGCUGCCACUGUGACAGCGAAAUCCUAAUCCUACAGGGACAUUUGUCGAGGAGGAAUUGCUCCUGAAAUGAAAAAGCAUGGUGGUGAUGUGUUUGUCCUAAUAAAUCCAAUAAAACGCUGCAGCGGUGACAGACUCUCAUUUGAAAACUUACAAGAGAUGUGUCAUGUUCAACACGGCUGUCUGUCUGUCUGGUUCGAGGCUUUUUUUCUUUCUUCUACACGAUAUAUUUAAACAGUGAUGCAUAAUUUAUCUGUAUGAGGUAUAAAAAGGUGUCGAGUGUUGUUCCCUACGCUUUCGUGACACUUGGAGUUUUUAUUAUUUUGCAGUACAAGGAAUGGCGAAUGUAUCAUCUUUAGAUAUUGUUUGCUUUGAAGAGCGGGUUUAUUUUUAUGAACUGUUAAAUAUUCAGGUACAGUGUUCAGUUUAUGAUAGUGUUGUUCCUCCGCUCUGUGGAGUUAACGGUUUACAAACCAGUAGUGGGAACCUUUAGUGGCUUAACUUUGCAAAGUUCUCCCUGAGAUCUUGUCACUUGUCUCGCUUUGUUUGCUUUUUUUGUUUAUUUACAUUGCAAAUGUACCAGAGGAGACUGAAGAAGGCAGAAGAUCCCUCAAGUGUUUGUAGAGACGAGAAAUCCACCUGACACAACUCAAUGUGAGACCCUGCUUCUCUUCAAGACUGCACACAGACUUUUAGUUGUCAUUUAAAUAAAUGGGCAUGUGCAUGUA
Acanthochromis polyacanthus (spiny chromis) is the source of this 4113-nucleotide messenger RNA. RefSeq names its product chromosome 22 C7orf57 homolog (gene c22h7orf57). The record is from RefSeq and is a predicted model, not a curated record. The transcript is spliced from 8 exons. NCBI's taxonomy places the organism in Eukaryota, Metazoa, Chordata, Actinopteri, Pomacentridae. The coding region runs from base 174 to 836 and encodes 220 amino acids.